Messenger RNA from Rhinopithecus roxellana (golden snub-nosed monkey), 2469 nucleotides. Its product is annotated as left-right determination factor 1. Lineage: Eukaryota; Metazoa; Chordata; Mammalia; Primates; Cercopithecidae. Gene Ontology annotation, cellular component: extracellular region. Gene Ontology annotation, molecular function: growth factor activity; transforming growth factor beta receptor binding; cytokine activity. The coding region runs from base 811 to 2028 and encodes 405 amino acids. The transcript is spliced from 5 exons. Gene Ontology annotation, biological process: BMP signaling pathway; SMAD protein signal transduction. The record is from RefSeq and is a predicted model, not a curated record.
UGAAGCCAGAUCUGCUGUCCUGUUGGGCAAAGGGGCAGGGAAUGGGAGAGCGAGAGGAAGCUCACCAUCCUGACGGAGGGCCCAGCCCUGGGACUGAACUUGAGGACAUGAUGCAGGGAGGAGGCAGAUGAGUAGUGGGACCUUGUGCCCUCGGGCACCAUCCUGCCCCUGAUAGGCCAGGAUGUGACCCCAACCAGAGGCCAGGUUGCCAGGGGAGGGCCAUGGGAAAACAUGGGGGUCAGAGGUCAUCCUGGGGCCUCCAUGGGUGGGGCGAGCUGGACUCAGGCCUGGGCUCUGAGGUCAGCAAAGCUAUGAGUCCAGGAGUGGAGUGGCUUCUAAGUCAGAGCCCAGCAUCUGGGGUCUCCAGGGUGGCUUUUGUCCCCUCCCUGGGCAGGGGCAGACACUACUGAGAGUGCUCAGGAAAUGCCAAAGGCCAGUCCAGGUGUCUUGGGCUGCUCCAACCCACACCGUCCACCUCCCUGACCCCAGGCCUGGGGGCCCAUGUGGUUUCCAGACAUGCCCUGUGUGGGCCUUCACUGUUGUCCUUGAGUAGCUCAGACUCCCAUGAGGACAGUGGUGAACAAGGCAGGAAUAAAGACCCAUGUUUCAGGUCAUCCAGCCCCUUCCUGGCAAGAGUGAGAGUUCUGAGUUCAGUCUCCAGUGUGCCACUCACUAGCUGUGUGGCCCUGGACAAGUCGCUGACCCUCCCUCUGAUAGGCCGUCCACAAGUCAGUUGGUGAAGCCGGGAGAGGCUGGAUUCCGAAAGAGCUGGACCUUGUUGCCCAAGAUGGCUCCGUGUGGUUGGCUGGCAUGCAGGCUAUAAAGCUGCCCAGGCUUGGCUCUCAGCACAUCCAGCUGCCUGACACCCUCCUUCAGCCAUCUCAAGGGACAUUCCCAUUCUGCCCACUGCUCCUUCCAGACAGUGCCAUGCGACCCCUGUGGCUCUGCUGCGCACUCUGGGUGCUGCCCCUGGCCGGCCCCGGGGCGGCCCUGACCGGGGAGCAGCUCCUGGGCAGCCUGCUGCGGCAGCUGCAGCUCAGCGAGGCACCCGUACUGGACAGGGCUGACAUGGAGGAGCUGGUCAUGCCCGCCCACGUGAGGGCCCAAUAUGUGACCCUGCUGCAGCGCAGCCACGGGGACCGCUCCCGCGGCAAGAGAUUCAGCCAGAGCUUCCGAGAGGUGGCCGGCAGGUUCCUGGCGUCGGAGGCCAGCACGCACUUGCUGGUGUUCGGCAUGGAGCAGCGGCUGCCGCCCAACAGCGAGCUGGUGCAGGCCAUACUGCGGCUCUUCCAGGAGCCGGUCCCCAAGGCCGCGCUGCACAGGCACGGGCGGCUGUCCCCGCGCAGCGCCUGGGCCCGGGUGACUGUCGAGUGGCUUCGCGUCCGCGACGACGGCUCCAACCGCACUUCUCUCAUCGACUCCAGGCUGGUGUCCGCCCACGAGAGCGGCUGGAAGGUCUUCGACGUGACCGAGGCCGUGAACUUCUGGCAGCAGCUGAGCCGGCCCCGGCAGCCGCUGCUGCUACAGGUGUCGGUGCAGACGGAGCAUCCGGGCCCGCUAGCGUCCGGCGCCCACAAGCUGGUCCGCUUUGCCUCGCAGGGGGCGCCGGCCGGGCUUGGGGAGCCCCAGCUGGAGCUGCACACCCUGGACCUCGGAGACUACGGAGCUCAGGGCGACUGUGACCCUGAAGCACCAGUGACCGAGGGCACCCGUUGCUGCCGCCAGGAGAUGUACAUUGACCUGCAGGGGAUGAAGUGGGCCGAGAACUGGGUGCUGGAGCCCCCGGGCUUCCUGGCUUAUGAGUGUGUGGGCACCUGCCAGCAGCCGCCGGAGGCCCUGGCCUUCAAGUGGCCGUUUCUGGGGCCACGACAGUGCAUCGCCUCAGAGACUGCCUCGCUGCCCAUGAUCGUCAGCAUCAAGGAGGGAGGCAGGACCAGGCCCCAGGUGGUCAGCCUGCCCAACAUGAGGGUGCAGAAGUGCAGCUGUGCCUCGGAUGGGGCGCUCGUGCCAAGGGGACUCCAGCCAUAGGCGCCUGGUGUAGCCACCGAGGGACUUGACUUGUGUGUGUUUCUGAAGUGUUCUAGGGUACCAGAAGAGCUGGCGAUGACUGAACUGCUGAAGAACAAAUGCUCUGUGCUCUCUAGUGAGCCCUGAAUUUGCUUCCCUUGACAAGUUACCUCACCUAGUUUGUGCUUCUCAGGAAUGAGAAUCCUUGGCCACUGGGGAGCCCUUGCUCAGUUUUCUCUAUUCUUAUUAUUCGCUGCACUAUAUUCUAAGCACUUACAUGUGGAGAUACUGUAACCUGAGGGCAGAAACCCCAAUGUGUCAUUGUUUACUUGUCCUGUCACUGGAUCUGGGCUAAACUCCUCCACCACUAUGGACCUAAGACCUGGGGUUAAGUGUGGGUUGUGCAACCCCAAUCCAGAUAAUAAAGACUUUGUAAAACAUGAAUAAAACACAUUUUUUUCU